UGGUAAUCAUCACCGAGCGGCAACAUUGCAUUCACCCCGCCUACAAAGAUUUAAAGACAGGCCAGUUAAGUGCGACAACUUUUAACAAUAAAGUGAAACCCCUGAAUAAAGUGAUCGAGUGGCAAAAUUGCAUUCACCCUGCCUGCAAAGAUUUAAAGACAGGCCAGUUUAGGUGCGACAAUUUUUAACAGUAAAGUGAAACCCAUGAAUAAAGUGACCGCAAGUUGUUUUCUUCCGGGUUUAUUUCCUACUCAGGCAGAUUAUGUACUUACUUAUUGUACGGCGGUUGGUGACGUACAGCAAGUGUCGGGUACCGGAAAAGAACUGUUGAGACAAAAGUGCAUUUGUUUGAAACGACUGUGUUGAAGAGAAAUGGCAGGGCAGCAGAGUACUCUGCCUAAUCUGCUGGAAUUUGCAGUCCAAAUGAGCUGCGAGAGCUGUGUCCAGAAGAUAAACAGUGUACUGCAAGGAGUAUCAGGCAUCCGUUCUGUAAAAAUUAACUUGGAGUCUGAGCAAGUGCUGGUUGAAACAACUCUUACUUCACAAGAAGUCCAGGACUUGAUAGAGAGCACAGGACGUCGAGCAGUUCUUAAAGGAAUGGGGUCUGAUACAUUACGAAACCUUGAGGCAGCUGUAGCAAUGCUGUCAGGACCAGGCCCUGUCCAAGGGGUAGUAAGGUUUGUGCAGCUUACUGAGGAGAAGUGCAUUGUGGAAGGAACAAUAGAUGGACUGAAUCCUGGACUUCAUGGCCUGCAUGUUCAUGAGUUCGGUGACCUUACCGACUCCUGUACCAGCUGUGGAGGACACUUGAAUCCUUAUGGAAAGCAGCAUGGUGGUCCUCGGGAUGCUGACAGGCAUGUUGGGGACCUUGGAAACAUUCUGGCUGCUGAAGAUUGCAGAGCUAUAUUCAGACUGGAAGAUGAACAAUUAAAGGUUUGGGAUAUCAUAGGGCGUUCUUUGGUGGUAGAUGCAGAAGAAGAUGACCUCGGUCGUGGAGGACAACCCCUCUCCAAGUUAACUGGAAAUUCAGGAGAAAGGUUAGCCUGUGGCAUAAUUGCUCGUUCAGCAGGACUUUUCCAGAACCCCAAACAAAUCUGUGCAUGUGAUGGUGUAACUCUCUGGGAGGAGAGAGACAAGCCUAUUGCAGGCCCAGGUCGGAAAUCCACAAGCAAGCCUUCUGCUAAUCUGUAAAGUGAAGAAGGAGACUCAAGGGAUGAUCCUGUACUACUGAAAAUGUGAUAUUACAGUGAUUUAAGAAGUUGAUGUGGUGCUUGAUAAUUUGAGUUACAAGACAUAAUGAAGUUGUUGCUAGGUAGUGAAAUGAAAUGGACAAAAUAGAAAUAAAUGUUAGAUCAAACAUCAAAUCUGUUAUAAGAUUUACUUUGAAAUGUAAACAUAUGCUUUUGUACAGAUAUGUUACACGAUGUGUGGAGAACAGAGAGAUAUCUUCUUGUUUUAAGAUUACUACCAUGACACUGAAAGAUAUAAUAACUGUGGGACUGUUGUCUUUUAGAUAAUUGUAAAUGUAUCAUGUGUAUGAUUAUUUUAAAACAUAGACAUUUUACUUCAUUGCUUAUCAUGUCACAUGUUUGAAGCUUAUGAUAUUUUUGUUAUAUAAAAUGGAUUUUAAAUUCUGGUAAUAGUCAAUGUACCUUUAUAGUUAUUGCUGAAGAAAUGGCACAACCAGUUCUGGUAGUUCCAGAUAUUCAAUUAAUUUAUUUUGUCAAACGUGUGUUAAAAUAGCUAGUACAGAACCACUGGGUUAGACUUCCCAAACAGGUCAGAUUUUUUCAGCUAUGUUCUCAUUAUUUUUAUUAAAGUUUAAUAUAAUAUAAUAUAUAUAUAUAUAUAUAUAUAUAUAUAUAUAUAUAUAUAUAUAUAUAUAUAUACACACAUAUUACCUAGGACUGGAUCUGAGCUUUUGUUUUCUGUUGCUUUUUGUGCAGCUGUACGCUUAUACUCUGAACCAGUAGCAACAACAACUAGGUUCAGGUUUGCAGUUAGUUAAGUUUUCAGUGUUAUGCCUGCGAUAUUAAGUCUGUUGUCCAAAACAUGCAAAAUACUGAAUUCUGUUCAUCGGUAUCAUUGUAUGUAGCUUUGAAAUGAUAAUGUUUUCUCUUGGUCAUAAGUUGCAAAACAACAUAUUUUAUCAUGCUUUGGUAAAAUCAGGUUCCUGUCCCAAUUUGCAUUAAUUCUGCUUCGCACAAAUAACAUUUGACUGUUGGUAUUACAGAAUAGUGUUUUAUUGCCAUGGUACAAUUAAUACAGUUUCUGGUGGCUAUAUUAAUUCAGUCAAGCACAUAGCACCUUAACUGAUGCUACAUUACCCUAAGUUAUGCAAACCACUAUGAAGCAGUACAUUCUUGACUGACAGUUAAAGCUACAUUGCUUUACCUUCUUCCCCAUUAAACACUGCACCAAAUAAUGGUCACAAACAUUUCAAAGUGGAAUGUAAUAUUCUACUUACUUAUAUUUAGUUACAACUCCUCACUUCUGGAUGUCAUAGGAUAGUUAUUGGCAAACUACUGAUACUGUCUUGCUGUUUGUUGCUUCCCUGUUAAUCAGUGCACCAGAUUAUAUCUGAUGUAAAAUAAAGCUAAUUAUUUCUGUU
Molecule: messenger RNA, 2611 nt
Organism: Protopterus annectens (West African lungfish)
Lineage: Eukaryota; Metazoa; Chordata; Ceratodontiformes; Protopteridae
Gene: CCS
Product: copper chaperone for superoxide dismutase
Exons: 8
Coding region: 373-1191 (272 amino acids)
Biological process (GO): removal of superoxide radicals
Molecular function (GO): copper ion binding
Source: RefSeq, a predicted model, not a curated record